This is a messenger RNA of Nomia melanderi (Alkali bee), 1720 nucleotides long. It is a transcript of the gene Tcs3, whose product is annotated as Probable tRNA N6-adenosine threonylcarbamoyltransferase Tcs3. Gene Ontology annotation, cellular component: EKC/KEOPS complex; cytoplasm. Gene Ontology annotation, biological process: tRNA threonylcarbamoyladenosine modification. The record is from RefSeq and is a predicted model, not a curated record. Lineage: Eukaryota; Metazoa; Arthropoda; Insecta; Hymenoptera; Halictidae.
GGAAUAGAUCUAACUCUGGCAACGCUGGUUGCUACCCGUACCGAACCGAAGCGUCAGAGGCGUUCAUUCGCAGUCGACGGUCACUUUGAAAAUCAAUUGCCCACCCAGUGAGCGCUACUUAAGUAAUUUCACGACAUUCACCGGGCUCAAGAACCUUUCGAGAUAACGACACUCACUUUUCUCACCGCGGCAACUCGAAAACUUGCAUUUUCUGCCACGAAUUCUCGGUGAUUCACUUCCGCGUGACGUUCUACGAAUUGAGAUUGUUCAAAAGACUUUUCUUCGACGAGCCGCAUCAAACGCAGAGGAUGCAUUCCAAGCGAGAUGAACACUAGGCGUCGCUACAAUCGUCUCGACACAUUAUUAAAUGUCUUGCGUUGUUUGUAAAUGAUUUUUUACAUUUAUGUUUAUUUAUAGUAAAUCCGCGGAGUCAUAUUAGGAUUAUUUGUUUCUGGGAUUUUAACGCGUGUAAACGGUUUUCUUUGUACAUAGUAUACGUGUAACUAAACCGAAAGAUAUCAUUGUACUGCGCAUGUAACCGUGCCUUCUAUUGGAUGUUUGUUUUGCCCGCGUACCGAUGAUUACAAACCUGUCCAAAUAAUCAGUGUCAUUUGAAGUUUGAAUAAUUUAAAGAAAAAUGGUAAUAGCAAUUGGAUUUGAAAGCAGUGCAAAUAAAUUGGGUAUUGGAAUUAUUCAGGAUGAAAAUGUAUUGUCAAAUGUACGACAUACUUAUAUUACACCUCCAGGUGAAGGGUUUCUGCCUCGUGAAACUGCGCAACAUCAUAGGACAUACAUUCUUGAUGUUUUGCAAAAAUCAUUAAACGAUGCUAAGCUAAUGUUGAAAGAUGUGGAUGUAGUUUGUUACACAAAGGGACCUGGGAUGGGAGCACCAUUAACAGUGGCUGCACUGGUAGCAAGAACAGUUGCACAACUAUAUAAUAAACCAUUAGUUGCAGUAAAUCAUUGUAUCGGUCAUAUAGAAAUGGGACGCUUAAUCACAGGUAGCACGAAUCCAACCGUUUUAUAUGUUUCUGGAGGAAACACACAGGUCAUUGCAUACUCUCAACAAAGAUAUCGCAUUUUUGGAGAAACAAUAGAUAUUGCUGUUGGAAACCUUUUAGAUCGUUUUGCAAGAUUGUUGAAACUUUCUAAUGAUCCUAGUCCUGGGUAUAAUAUCGAACAAUUAGCAAAGAAAGGAAAAAAAUUAGUAUUAUUACCAUAUGUGGUAAAAGGCAUGGAUGUAUCCUUUUCUGGCAUUUUAAGUUACAUAGAAGAACAUCUCCCUUCUUGGCUAGAUUCAAAAGAAUUUUCUCGAGAGGAUUUGUGUUUCUCUUUGCAAGAAACUGUGUUUGCUAUGCUUAUUGAAAUCACAGAAAGAGCAAUGGCUCAUGUACAGUCAUCUGAAGUACUGAUUGUUGGUGGUGUAGGAUGUAAUCAAAGAUUGCAAGAUAUGAUGGAAAUUAUGUGUAAUGAACGAAAUGCCGUACUUCAUGCUACAGAUGAACGAUUUUGUAUAGAUAACGGUGUAAUGAUUGCUGUAGCAGGAUUACAUCAGUAUAAAAGUAAUGGACAUACUCCCUGGAUGCAAACAACUUGUGUACAGAGAUAUCGGACAGAUGAUGUGCACGUUUCAUGGAGGGAAUAGGCUAUUUUUAACUAAUUGUAAAAAGUAAAUUUUAUAUUUCUACUAUUAAUAAACAUUUAUUUUAUUCGUAUUGGA